Colletotrichum abscissum is the source of this 420-nucleotide messenger RNA. RefSeq lists its product as uncharacterized. The record is from RefSeq and is a predicted model, not a curated record. Bases 1 to 420 code for a protein of 139 amino acids. Lineage: Eukaryota; Fungi; Ascomycota; Sordariomycetes; Glomerellales; Glomerellaceae. The transcript has 2 exons.
AUGGCGACCGUUUCCCGGGACCUUCGGGACACGGACGGUGUGCGGAGGAGAGAGGCAUCACCUCGGCCGGACCGUCGACGUCGACCAAGGCUCCUACGAGCCAGCGCGACGGAACCUACCAUCACAACGACAUCCAAUGCCAGCCGUGGCGCCAUUUCGAGCCCGCAAUCGUCUCAAAGGGCCACCGAACUCCUCAGCCGCGUUGCCGUAUGUUCGGGUCAUGCUCCCGAAUACUCACCGACGUCGGUGGCCGCUCCCCAUAUGGCGUCGCUCAGCGCCGAAGACAUGACCAUUCCAACUACAAAUCGAGUCCAGGGCCAUCGAGAACACCUAUCUUACUCGAACGGCUAUUUCAGCUUUCCAAACUUUGAUGCGUGGGAUGGAGAACGGCACAGUGAUGACAAGGAAGAGGACGUAUGA